Neoarthrinium moseri is the source of this 429-nucleotide messenger RNA. RefSeq lists its product as uncharacterized. Bases 1 to 429 code for a protein of 142 amino acids. The record is from RefSeq and is a predicted model, not a curated record. Lineage: Eukaryota; Fungi; Ascomycota; Sordariomycetes; Amphisphaeriales; Apiosporaceae. The transcript has a single exon.
AUGCGUAAGCUAAAGAACCGCGGAAUCGUGUUCACCGUACUGGUCGCAACUUUUGCCGUUCUUCUUACCUGGCGCAAAAUCAGCGCUGGAGAUAGCAUUUCGCAGAAUGAGCCGCCAUACGAGGCACCGCUCAUGGAGGAUGACAGCGGUCUCCAAGUUAUCCCCAAAUUCUACCAAAUCCUGCUCUUCCCCGGCCACUCUAUCAGCGACCUAAGCACGGCAAUUGGCCAGGAUAUCCAGCCACAUAUAUCGCAUGUUUUCGAUGAGCUACAUGUGGAGCCUGGGGAUGUUAUUUUUACUGUGAAAGACGUAGACGAUAAGUUAUUAGCCAGUAUCAGAGCAUACAAGAGUGUGAAAAUCGUCUACCUCGACUAUACGCCUGAGCUCGAUGACGUUUUGACGAAGUUUGAUGAACACCAACCUGAUUGA